Molecule: messenger RNA, 339 nt
Organism: Mangifera indica (mango)
Lineage: Eukaryota; Viridiplantae; Streptophyta; Magnoliopsida; Sapindales; Anacardiaceae
Product: TPD1 protein homolog 1A-like
Exons: 2
Coding region: 1-339 (112 amino acids)
Biological process (GO): cell fate determination
Source: RefSeq, a predicted model, not a curated record
AUGGCAACAAUUUUCUACUCUCUGGUGGUGAUUCUCCUUCUGAGUUUCAUCAGCACAAUAAGCCAGUAUAACAGUUCCCGGGCAGUGCUAGAUAAGCCAGAAUGGAGAGUGGUUAUUUAUAAUAACUGCAACAAAUGUAGCAUGCGGAAUCUGACAAUGACCUGUGCUGGGUUUCAAUCUGCACCAGCAGUUGACCCAGCACUGGUGUUAAAAUCUGGCGACACAUGCCUUAUUAACGGUGGUAGGCCUAUUUUACGCUCAUCUUCAUUCACCUUCUAUUAUGUAUGGGACACUACUUUUGAAUGGGAACCAGUUUCGGGCUCUGUUGAAUGCUCUUAG